AUGGCUCGAAAGCACUGCUACAGGAGGAGAUUCAAGCGUGUUACUGUAGCCGAUUUGACUAACGACAUACCAGGUGCCGACUGGGCCACAUUUCUAAACGACAUUGUUGGGCAUCGCUCAUCCUUCAAAGUUUUCCAAGGGACGGCAAUUCUAAUACGCUCGAAGAAAUAUCUUCGCUACGUGGCAAGUUUGAGGCAAGGAGCCAAGAACGUGCGUGCUGUAAACUACAUCGGUUGGCGUUUGCUGCAUCUUUUUGGGCGACACGCGUCGAGAGAACUGCGAUGGUACGAGGACAUAUUUAGAGAAGUUGACAUCAACGUGCACCAAGAGCAGGGCCUUUCUAAGGAAUGUCUCAUGUUGGCCAACGAUGUGAUGCCCAUGGCUCUCGGUAGAGUGUACGUUGAGACUCACACCGGAGUUAAGACAUUCCUUAAAGUCAACCGAAUGAUACAAAGCAUACUCUUUGGAUUCAAACACAUGCUUUCGGAGGCACCUUGGAUUGUCAAUGGUGAGCUCCAAAGCGCCUAUGCCCGUAUCGAUGCCAUCCGAACAAUAGUCAGCAUUCCACCUUGGAUUGCGAACGAUGUUCUUCUCACAGAGUACUACAAUGAUCUGGUCAUGGAUCCAUACAACGUCCCAUUCUUCAGGCUGCUGGUGAACGCCACAGCGCACACUGCCCAGAAACGAUUUAUGUCCCUUGACAUCCAAGAGGCCAUUAUAUCGGGAACGGAUGAAGAGAGGAAGAAAGCCCAAGACAGGGCUGGCAUCAGCAUCAAGCACCUCCAUUCCUUCAUCUUUCCAGCCAGGAUAGUACAUCUGAACCUACAUAGAUAUAACCCGCGCCAAUCCCUUCUGUAUGACGUUCUCGACAACGUCAUUCUACUGCCCGCUCGCAUAUUGCAGCCACCGUAUUACGAUCCGGACGUCCCGUACGCAUUAAACUACGGCGGACUGGACGUACUCCUGCUGCACGACAUUGUCACGGAGUUCUUCCGUUUUUAUUUCAACAUUGCCAACAACAACUGGAGGGUAAAGCUGAAAUGCAUCAACAGCGGAGUAUACACCGACAAGGAGGACAGCACCGGCGCAGCCUCUGAAAGACGGGACGUGUUUACUGUCGCUUUCACUAUGAUGAUAGUUCGCGUUGCGUACCACGCUUACCAUUACUGCAUGGAUGCAGAGGACGAUCAAGUCAUCCCAGGAGUCUGGCCAGAAGCUAAUCCCCACCAAAUAUUCUUCCUCUCCGCAGUAAGAAAUGUGUGUUCCCUAAUGCGCGACAGACACUGGGCGCGGCUCAUGCAGGCAGACAUGACCAAGUCGCAAAUACCGCUUCUGGAGAAGAUAAAGCACUCCUUUCAAGGUUUAUCAGAGCUCCACGACACCUCUCACUGUAGCAGGAAUAAAAAAGAUGAGUUCUACGCAUGUGUGGAGGAUAAACCCGUCAUGGAGGAAUCGCCAGCCACCUGA
This is a messenger RNA of Ornithodoros turicata, 1467 nucleotides long. RefSeq names its product neprilysin-11-like. Bases 1 to 1467 code for a protein of 488 amino acids. The transcript has a single exon. NCBI's taxonomy places the organism in Eukaryota, Metazoa, Arthropoda, Arachnida, Ixodida, Argasidae. Gene Ontology annotation, cellular component: plasma membrane. Gene Ontology annotation, biological process: protein processing. The record is from RefSeq and is a predicted model, not a curated record. Gene Ontology annotation, molecular function: metalloendopeptidase activity.